ACGAUCUGCCGACAGGAUGAGUAAAAUUACUCGUGACACCCUUUAUGAGUGCGUUGGUGGCGUCCUUCAAGGUGCUAAAGACAAGCCUCGCAAGUUUCAAGAGACUGUCGAGCUUCAGAUUGCCCUGAAGAACUAUGAUCCUCAAAAGGACAAGCGUUUCAGUGGUACCAUCAAACUAAAGAAAAUCCCAAGACCACAGAUGAAAGUCUGUAUCCUUGGUGAUGCAUCUCACUGUGAUGAGGCAAAUGCUAAUAACAUCCCUUGUAUGGAUGCUGAGGCCUUAAAGAAACUCAACAAAAACAAGAAACUUGUCAAGAAACUCGCCAAAAAAUAUGAUGCUUUCUUGGCGUCUGAGAGUUUGAUUAGACAGAUUCCUCGUAUUCUUGGACCUGGUCUAAAUAAGGCUGGUAAAUUCCCUACACCAAUCACCCACAAUGAAAAUAUGGUUCAAAAGGUUGAAGAUGUCAAAUCGACCAUCAAGUUCCAAAUGAAGAAGGUUCUUUGUCUGAAUGUUGCUGUUGGUCACGUUGGAAUGAGUGAUGAAGAGUUAGCUGGCAAUGUCAAUCUUGCUGUCAACUUUUUAGUUUCUCUGCUUAAGAAGAACUGGCAAAAUGUGCGUGCUCUUUACCUGAAGAGCACUAUGGGAAAGCCUCAGCGUCUGUACUAGAUGAUGAAAUCCCAAUAAAAGAAUUCUAUUUCAGAA
Exaiptasia diaphana is the source of this 703-nucleotide messenger RNA. RefSeq names its product 60S ribosomal protein L10a. The record is from RefSeq and is a predicted model, not a curated record. Gene Ontology annotation, molecular function: RNA binding; structural constituent of ribosome. Bases 17 to 667 code for a protein of 216 amino acids. Gene Ontology annotation, biological process: translation. The transcript is spliced from 6 exons. Gene Ontology annotation, cellular component: large ribosomal subunit. NCBI's taxonomy places the organism in Eukaryota, Metazoa, Cnidaria, Anthozoa, Actiniaria, Aiptasiidae.